AUGUUUAGCUUAUUUUAUUCCAUAUUUUCAACAACAACGAAUUCAUUUUCUUCCCCAUUAAAAAUUUUAAACUCUUCAAAAAAUCCCAGAAAUAUUGAAGGAGGGAAUGCACUUUUUAUGGAUGUAUUAUUGGAGGAAAGCACUGAGGAGAUUGUUUUAAAUGACGCCGAAUUACAAUUUUAUGGGUUGAUUAGAAGACAUUUGAUAUGCCUUAUAGUCUUCACAUUUUUCUAUGCAAUAAGCUUUUGUUUGAUAAGAUAUAUAAAGACUCGAUCGGAUAAUGACGAACUUUAUGCAGGAGACGAAGAUUAUUAUGUUUACCGCAUCUCUACUUGGAUAUGUGCAAAUUCCCUUUCAAUCUCUAUCGGAGCCGUAACUCUUUUGCCGUUUUCUGUUUUGGGCGCUGAAGUGUUGCAACUUUAUCCUGACAAUUUUUAUUUAAAAUGGCUCAAUUUUUCUUUAAUCAAUACACUUUGGGCUUAUGUAUUUUUAUUGAGCAAUUUGUCUUUAUUUGUGCUGCUUCCUUUCUCCUAUUUUUUUAUUGAGUCUCAAGGUUUUAGCCUAACCCUUCGUCUGCAAACAUUAUCAGGCUCAAUUGGACAUCCAUUACUUGCCAGAUUUUACGAGGCUUUAGUUGUUUGUUCCUUGGUUCUUGUCAUCCUUGUUGGUAUUGCUGAUUGUCUACAUGCACAUUUAUUUGCACGGCCGUCGAGAAUUUGGUACACAUUGUUAUAUUUUUCUUCACUCUCGGCGCCUCUUCUCUAUUCAUUAGCUUCUCUGUUGGGCGUCUUCCUCCUUUUACUAUCUGUCCCAUUGGGAUUUGCUCGACUUUUUGAUAUAUUUUCAUUAAUGUUGAUGACAAGGAAUCAAAUAAGAUUAAAAUCUGAAGGAAAACGAAAAAGUUUGGACGAGCCUUUUGAUUUAAAUGGAAUUUACUAUGACGCUAUAAAUCCUGAAAGAUUGCAACAAAUAACUAUCGCCCGGAAAAGUAAAUUUGGAAAAUCCUCAACUAAUCAAUAUUCUCUUCAUAAUGGUUACCACCAACAACGAGAUUCUAUUCAAACAACAACGAAUAAUCAAAAAAAUUUAAAAUUAAAUAAGUCAACAAAAACAAAAAAAUCAACAACAACUUCAAGCAUUCCCUCCAACAGAAAACUUUCAAUAAAUUCUCAUCCAAAAACAAAAUUAUUUUUAAUAAAAGAAAUAUUCUCUAAAAAUGCUGCUAUAGGAGGGAAAAUUUUUACAACAUUUUUUGUGCUCAUUUCCUAUUAUUUAAGCAAUAUUAAAAGAUUUAUUGAUUUUCUCAAAUAUCCAUUGAUUAUGUUUAUUCUUUUUGCUUUAACGGUUAUUUCUAUUUUAAUGGUUAUUUGUAAUACACUUCAACUUUUAUUUGGUUUCCGUCAUUUACCAGCAUAUGUUCAAUAUGUUGAAGAAUAUAGACAUACUUUGGGAAUUUUUGGGGCAAUUAUAGAAGUCACAAUAAUUUUAUAUAUUAUGUUAUCUUCUUUAAUUGGCCUCUAUUCAAUUCCUUUCAUUAAAAGAAUUUAUCCUCAUAGAGGAAAAACAUCCCUUACAUCGAUUAUAAUUAAUUGUAUGUUGAUCUCAAUUCUCAGUGCUGCUUUGCCUAUUUUAGUCAGAACUUUGGGCAUUACAACCUUUGAUUUGUUGAGCGGAUAUGGAAGAAUUAAUUGGAUCUCAAAUUUAUCUCUAGUCCUUAGCUAUAAUAUUCUUUUUGCUGGUGCUUCGAUUUACUGCAUAAUAUAUAAAUUUACUGGGCCAGUGAGGAGGGAAUUGAUAAGACGGUACUUUUAUUAUUUGUGAAAUUAGAGGGGUAUUUUGUGUCAUUAUUAGAGUUGGAUAGAAAAAUUGAUCACUGUGUUGACG
Molecule: messenger RNA, 1884 nt
Organism: Meloidogyne enterolobii
Lineage: Eukaryota; Metazoa; Nematoda; Chromadorea; Rhabditida; Meloidogynidae
Source: the annotation of a GenBank genome assembly